UUCUUUUCUUCUUCCACUUUUCAGUUUAGAUGGAUAUAGAUCUGGAUCUAAUUUUAUUAAAUUUCCGCUUCGCCAUUUCCAUCCCCUUCCUUUCUCUGCGUGAAAUUCCCAGCUCUCUUUAACACCGCAAUUUCCCAUCAAUUCGCCCUGCCCCGUAAAUUCCAGCUGUAUUUGAUUACCUCUGUGUCAGCAUCGUCUUCGAGAUUUGAUCUUAGGGUUUUCAGAUCUCCCGAUUGCUGCCUGAGUGCCCGGUGUUUCCCGCGUCUUUUUGGCGUUUUUAUUCCGGCGUUGUGGUGGCGACGCUUUCUGUCAGCGGCGUUUUGUGAUUCUGAUAUAAUAGGGAUUGAAGCUUGAGGGUUUCGUGUAAAUUUGUGUACGAGCUCGUGAGAAAUGUCGGCGGCUUUGGGUAAGACGUCGUAUCGCGAUCGGACGCCAGAGUUUCUGAGCGUAGCGGAGAGGCUGAAGAAGUCCAUCUCGUCAGGGAGCAAUGCCGACGUCAGUAGCAGCAGCAGCGGGAAGCCCGACGGCACGCGAUCUGCGGUUGCUGUUCAGUCGGAAUUCAAUAAGCGAGCUUCGAAGAUUGGGUUUGGAAUUCACCAGACGUCUCAGAAGCUGUCCAAGCUUGCCAAAUUGGCAAAGAGAACAUCAGUAUUCGAUGACCCAACCAUGGAGAUCCAAGAAUUAACUGCUGUGAUAAAGCAAGAUAUCACUGCGUUAAAUGCAGCUGUAGUAGAUCUCCAGCUCGUAUGCAACUCUCAAAAUGAGAGUGGGAACAUCUCUACCGACACCACAACCCAUUCAACUACAGUUGUAGAUAACCUCAAGAAUCGCCUAAUGGGCGCGACAAAGGAGUUUAAGGAAGUCCUAACUAUGCGAACAGAGAAUUUAAAGGUUCAUGAGAACCGCAGGCAGUUGUUUUCUUCAUCUGCAUCAAAAGAUGCUGCAAAUCCUUUCGUCCGUCAACGUCCACUAGCUUCCAGAUCUACAGCCAGUGCAUCGCCAGCUCCUCCACCUCCAUGGGCUAAUGGUUCUGCAUCAUCAUCCUCAUCCCAGUUAUUUCCCAGUCGACAGUCAGAUGUAGAGUCUCAACCACUCCUGCCCCAGCAGCACCAACAGCGUCAGCAGCAACAACAGCAACAACAACAGAUGGUUCCACUCCAAGAUAGUUACAUGCAGAGUAGAGCAGAGGCUCUACAUAAUGUGGAAUCAACCAUUCACGAGCUAAGUAGCAUCUUUACACAACUAGCAACCAUGGUUUCACAGCAAGGAGAGCUUGCUAUAAGGAUCGACGAGAACAUGGACGAUACACUGACGAAUGUAGAAGGUGCACAGGGGCAGCUGGUUAGGUAUCUCAACAGUAUUUCUUCCAACAGGUGGCUUAUGAUCAAGAUAUUCUUUGUACUCGUUGUAUUCCUCAUGAUCUUCUUGUUCUUUGUGGCAUAAGGAAAGAAAAGGUUUAAAUGGUUCCUUCUCUGCGGUCUCUCCAUAUUCGUGUACUAUAAUUCAGAAUGCAAAGGGAUCUCUUCUUGUAGUUAAAAAGAGGAUCGAUUGAAAUUAUGGUAUAUGCACAAAUUUUGACUGUCAUUUCCCCUUUUCCUGUAUUUUGGAUGGUUGAAGACGAACUUCUGGGUACAUAAUUUCUUAAAUUGCGGAACCUUGCGUUUCCCAGCUGCUUGUUCUUGUUUAUUUUGUUCAUUGUCCACUCCGUGUUCAACGAGACUUGAACCGAACACUUUGAUGUCGCAACAUUGUUUUAGUAUUGAAAGAUUAGAAGUCUGUUGACAACUUGACA
Messenger RNA from Linum tenue, 1792 nucleotides. Lineage: Eukaryota; Viridiplantae; Streptophyta; Magnoliopsida; Malpighiales; Linaceae. The record is from the annotation of a GenBank genome assembly.